This is a messenger RNA of Acromyrmex echinatior (Panamanian leafcutter ant), 2249 nucleotides long. Its product is annotated as fidgetin-like protein 1. NCBI's taxonomy places the organism in Eukaryota, Metazoa, Arthropoda, Insecta, Hymenoptera, Formicidae. Gene Ontology annotation, molecular function: ATP hydrolysis activity; ATP binding; microtubule severing ATPase activity. The record is from RefSeq and is a predicted model, not a curated record.
UAUUGUGUUCUAAGUUAGAUAUUAAACGUAUCGUGACAACAUCGUUUAUUUAUGGAUAAAUGAAACGAAAAACUAGAUUCUUUUUCACAUAUACAAAUUGACACCAGAAAUUAAACGAAAUUAUAUCGGCAUUUUUGAAUCCUUACAAGUUAUUCGUAAUCGUCUUUAAUUAACAGAUUUGAACAGCCAAUCACACAGUGGCAACACGACACACAUCAAACUGCCUUCGGGAGUGUGCUCUCUAUACGCAAUAUUUUAUGCUGCAACAGGUGUUCUAUUGACAUAUGUAGAGAUAUUCAAUCUUAACCAAAUAAACUUGUUGAAACGUGAUAUUUAUAUCACGUUAAUUCUUGAAAGCUACCUUUAGAUACAUUAUUAUAUCUUGAUAAUUAUUCAAUUUAACUCUCCUCUUCAAUUUUGAAUCGAUGUAUAUCAAGUAUGAAUAGACAUACAGAUUCUAUCGGUGCAAAUGCACAGUGUACUCCACCAAAUUCGAAAGACAAGAAAAAUGAUAUUUUAGCUACUUAUGAUUCUCUGAUAUUUUCAAAAAAAGACAAGGACUGUUUCGAUGUCGCAGAUAUUAAACGCAAGUCUCUUGCUGUGAAGCAAGAUAUAAUAAAAUUGUCCGAUUCAGAAGAUAUGAAAGCUGUACUGCUUCGAAAGAGUCUUAAAGAUCAUCACAGCCUGAUAAAGAAUAAGAACGGAGUAAACAAUUACUGGAAACAAAUUAAAUCUCAAAUAUUGGACACAAAAAAUGAUCUAUUAAAGUCAGAAUUAUGGACGUUAGAAGAUAUAGACACUACAUUGAAUUUUAUAAAACCUUUGACUUGUCAGAAGCUCAAUACUCUACUUUGUAAAGAAAGAUCUUACAAUGAUAGGGAUAUAGAGAAACUAAUGAAUAACUCAAAGAAGAAAGACAUAGAAAGAAGUAUAAAAAUCUGUUCGCAGUUACAAACAGCUUCUACUCAGAAUUCAAGUCAAAAACUUUCAUUGAAGCCUAACACACACAGUGAACAAAAUAUAUCUAUACAUUUCACAAACAUUUCUAGAAAUUUUAAUAAGCAUGUAAGUUCCGCCAAACAGAAUGUUUCCAAAGUACAAACAAAUGGUCAAUCUUCUUAUCAGAAUUUGGACAGAUUUGUGCAAAAAGUGCCUCCUGAGUUAAGCAAUAAUAAUAUGAAUGAUAAAAGCUCGUACAGAUCAAUAAAUCCUCAUGCAUUACAAUUAAAACCAACUGUUCCUCCACAGAUUAUCAGUGAAAGCGCCAAUAUGCAAAAAAUCGAUUUUGAUUCCUCUAGAAGCGCCAAUUACGACGAAUUAUACAUCCAAGAGAUGAAGAAGAACAAGUCUGUGCCAAAGAAGGGCGGCCGAAGGAUGGCUAAUUCUCAAUUCGUCUGUCCUUUCAAAUGCGAUAAGGAAGAGUCGGCGCAAAAUUACAAUACGCUACAAGGUAAAUCGAACGAAGAAGUAGAGGAUAAAAGGCUGAAGAACAUUGAUCCAAAUAUGAUCGAGUUGAUAAAAAAUGAGAUCAUGGAUUCAAGUAAAAUGAUAACGUGGGACGACAUCCAGUCUACAUUUUUUUCAAUUUCAGCGAGCUCUCUGACUUCCAAAUGGAUCGGCGACGGCGAGAAGAUGGUACGCGCGUUAUUUGCAGUGGCCAAGGUUCACCAGCCGUCCAUCGUCUUCAUUGAUGAGAUCGAUUCGUUGUUGACACAGCGUUCGGAGACGGAGCACGAGUCCUCCAGGAAGCUAAAGACGGAAUUCCUGGUGCAGCUAGACGGCGCGGCAACAUCUGAGGAAGAUCGUAUUCUAAUCAUUGGUGCAACCAAUCGACCGCAAGAGCUGGACGAGGCGGCAAGAAGACGUCUCGUCAAAAGGUUGUAUGUUCCUUUGCCGGAACUCGAAGCGCGCAAGCAGAUAAUAAAUAAUUUAUUGAUGUCGGUGAAUCACGAUCUUAAUGAGGAAGCUAUCAUGAAAAUCGCGGAGAAAUCGGUGGGAUAUUCCAGCGCUGAUGUAACUAAUCUCUGUAAGGAAGCAAGUAUGGAACCGAUCCGGAGCAUCCCCUUCAAUCAACUUGAAGAUAUAAAAAUGGAGGAAGUGAGACACAUAACAAACAGUGAUUUUGAACAGGCGUUAAUCAACGUGCGACCCAGUGUGUCUCAGUCAGAUUUAAAGAUUUAUAUCGAAUGGAAUCGUAUUUAUGGUUCUAGCAUUGCUCAAAGUUAUAAAACGUAAUGCAAUAUGUGCAA